AUGGUUGGCUUCGUCACAGCGCAAACAGUGCGCCGCAGCUGGAUAAACCACCAGGAAAUUGCUCUCGUUGACGUCCGUGAGGAGGGACCAUAUUCCCUAUCCCACCCUUUAUUUGCCAUUAGUGUUCCGGUAUCCGAGCUUGAAGUCAAGCUACCCGCACUGGUUCCCCGUUUGUCGGCACCCAUUGUCGUUUACGAUGAUGGAGAGGGGUACGCACAGCGCGCCGUGUCCCGCAUCCUUGCCAUCGGAUAUCGCGACGUCGCGAUCCUAGAGGGUGGACUGUCCGCCUAUGCGCUCGUGGGCGAAGUCUACCGAGACGUCAACGUACCGUCCAAAGCGUUUGGCGAAUUGGUAGAGGCAAUCAAGCACACACCAUCGAUGCCAGCUGCCGAGGUCGACAAAGUCUUGAAAACCGAACAGGAUGUCGUUGUACUCGAUGCGCGACGCUUCUCCGAAUACCACACCAUGAGUAUUCCCCGCGGUGUGAGCUGUCCCGGAGGCGAGCUUGUGCAUCGGAUUUUCGAAGCUGCUCCGUCGCCCACCACCCAAGUCUUUGUCAACUGUGCCGGUCGCACGCGCAGCAUCUUGGGGACACAGAGCUUGGUCAACGCUGGAAUACCAAACAAGGUUGUUGCGGUUAGAAACGGCACCAUUGGCUGGUUGUUGGCAGGACUGGAGCUUGAACAGGGCAAAACCCUCCGAGUCUCCGAGCCAUCGCAGGAAUCGAGAAAAAGGGCUCGAGAGCAUGCUAUCGCUUGGAGUCACCACGUCGGUGUGUCUUUCAUCAACGUCAGCAAACUUGUUCAGCUUGUGACUGAGAGCGAAAAGAGAACUCUGCAUCUGCUAGAUGUGAGGACGCCAGAAGAGUAUGCUGCCCGUCACCCGCCGUUUUUCGAAUCUGCUCCCGGUGGCCAGCUAGUUCAGGCCACUGAUGAAUGGAUCGGAGUACGCGGUGCCCGGAUUGUUUUAUAUGACGACGAUGGCACUCGAGCGCCGAUGACGGCUAGCUGGCUGAAGCAGCUGGGGUGGGAGGUCUACGUCUUGGAGGAAUCUUCGACCAUCCCCGCAGAUUUACCUGCACCAGAGCGACCGCUUUGGAGCGUGCCUGAUUCUGGUCUCGUUACGGUCGACGACCUGCCCAAGCUGACGAAUAUUGUGGUGGUAGAUCUUGCCCGAAGCACGAGCUACCGCAAGGGCCAUAUUCCUGGUGCUUGGUACGCAUCUGGACCGGAGCUUUCUCGCGACCUGAAAACCAUUCAAAACAGUUCUGCUACCAUUGUUUUAACAUCGCCCGAUGGCAAGGUCGCAGCGGCAAAUCUGGCGCAUGCACGGAGUGCCGUCUCCCAAGAGGUUGUAUAUCUUGCUGGCGGAACAUUGGCUUGGGCGCAGAUCAAGGGCGCUUUGGAAACGAAAUGCCAAUGGUUGUCAGAACCCAUUGACGUGUACAAACGCCCCUACGAGGGAACAGAGAAUGCCCGCGGGGACAUGCAGGGCUAUCUGGACUGGGAGUAUGGGCUCGUUGCUCAGCUUGCCAAUGAUGGAGUGGCAUCGUUUCAUGUGGUACGAGAUGAGGCACCGACGCUGCAAAAGACACAAUAG
Messenger RNA from Beauveria bassiana ARSEF 2860, 1599 nucleotides. Its product is annotated as putative thiosulfate sulfurtransferase. The record is from RefSeq and is a predicted model, not a curated record. The transcript has a single exon. NCBI's taxonomy places the organism in Eukaryota, Fungi, Ascomycota, Sordariomycetes, Hypocreales, Cordycipitaceae. Bases 1 to 1599 code for a protein of 532 amino acids. Gene Ontology annotation, molecular function: thiosulfate-cyanide sulfurtransferase activity.